AUGAAACUAGUCCGCUUCUUGAUGAAACUCAAUAAUGAAACAGUCCAAAUCGAAUUGAAAAACCAAACAAUAAUCCAAGGUACCAUAAUAUCUGUAUCUCCAAAUAUGAAUAUCAUCUUAAAGAAAAUUAAAAUGGUUAUUAAAAACAGAGAUCCUCAACUAUUAGACUAUAUAAACAUCAGAGGGAAUAUGAUUAGGGAUGUCAUAUUACCAGAUUCUUUAAAUUUGGAUUUAUUGUUAACUGAGAGUAAUUUAACCACAUCAUCUUCUUCAAGUAAAAAGAGAAAAGUUGAGGAUUCAAAUAGAGGUGGUGUUAAAAGAGUUAAAAGAGGGCUAUAG
Molecule: messenger RNA, 339 nt
Organism: Hansenula anomala
Lineage: Eukaryota; Fungi; Ascomycota; Saccharomycetes; Phaffomycetales; Wickerhamomycetaceae
Gene: SMD1
Product: mRNA splicing protein SMD1
Exons: 1
Coding region: 1-339 (112 amino acids)
Biological process (GO): RNA processing; spliceosomal snRNP assembly
Cellular component (GO): U4 snRNP; U12-type spliceosomal complex; commitment complex
Molecular function (GO): RNA binding
Source: RefSeq, a predicted model, not a curated record